Messenger RNA from Hibiscus syriacus, 405 nucleotides. RefSeq names its product glutaredoxin-C11-like. The transcript has a single exon. The record is from RefSeq and is a predicted model, not a curated record. Lineage: Eukaryota; Viridiplantae; Streptophyta; Magnoliopsida; Malvales; Malvaceae. Bases 45 to 353 code for a protein of 102 amino acids.
AGCUUCUUUUGCUGCUUAUUAGCUGCAUUAAUCUUCUUGUGGUAAUGGACAAGGUAAGAGAUUUGGCAUCGAAGAAGGCAGCUGUGAUCUUCACAAAGAGCUCAUGUUACAUGUGUUAUAGCAUCAAGACACUAUUUUAUGAGCUCGGUGCUAGCCCGGCCAUCCAUGAGCUCGACCACGAUCCUAAUGGUCGAGACAUGGAGCGGGCUCUACGAGGACUAGGGUGCGAUCCCUCCGUCCCGGCGGUGUUCAUUGGUGGAAGAUUCGUAGGCUCAGCAAAAGAUGUCAUAUCCCUUCAUGUAGACGGGUCACUGAAACAAAUGCUCAAAGAUGCAAAGGCCAUCUGGUUCUAGCAAUAACCAUGUAUAAAUAAAAUAAAAAGGAAACAACUUAAUUUCCCAUUUC